CGUUGGCUGGAAUUAAUAGCCUACGUUUCUUCCUCCAGAGAAAGUAAAAAUGCAUCAUAAAUGCCAUGUAUUGUCGUGGUAUUGUUGCGAAAUAUCAGGCAGCCAACAUGACCGGCCAUUAAACUAUGUUUACCUACAUUCGACCUUUCAAAGUAGGCUACGUUCUCUAAACUAGCCUAUAGCCUAGUGAGUAGGCUUGAUGGGAAUCAUGCUUUUCACUCUCUCUCCAUGGUUCUGAUUUCCGGUACAGAUGAAAACGUUCACGGAAGGGCUGCUGUUAAUUCUGAAAUUCCUCGAAACAACAUUUUGAAGCAAGGGCUUUUAGACAAAUCUGUAGCCAAGCCUAACUGUGACAGCGUCACGUUGCAGCAACUGGAAGUAGGCUGCUUUUUAUAGGCAUAUGCCUUAAAUGUAUUGGCCUAAAACGGUUUUAUUAUUAAAAUAGUCUAGGCUAUAUGCUACCCACAUACUUAUUCCAGUAGUUGGUUUUAAUAAUAGGCCUAACAUCUAAGUUGAAUCAAAUGAUAAGCUUUGUAGACUUUUUGACAUAAUUCUAAAUGUGGUAGCUCUCAGUUAAAUAGCCUAACUGUUAACCUAUUCAAUUGCCUCAAACUUCCUGCAAUUAAUUGAGUUUAUUUAGAGGUGGGCUAUCAUGGACAGGUGCGCCUAAUUAGAGCGUGAACUAAGUUUACAUUAUCCUACUCAAGGGUGUUUGAAGUUGACCGUCAGCUAGCUACUAAUUUAUACACUAUUAAAAACAAAACAACUUUUAAAACUCACCGUCGGCCACUAAAAGCAUAUAGGUCUAUUGGAAAUAGUUUUCUAGCUGACGUUAGAUUACGGUUUACUUCUAUACUGAAUCGAAUUUGUUUUUUGGCGGCUGUAGUAAGCUAGAGUAAGGCGUCCGUAAUGUGGCUGCAUGGUCUGUCAUUUUUCUGCUUCGUGGCUCUUUUUUCGCCGGCACCCGCCGGGCUAGUUGUGAAGGUGGGAAAGUGGGAGAGCAAGAAGCAGCCCGACCGCCGCUACCCGGUGAUCGGGCCAAGGAUGAGGGGACACGAACCCAGGACCGCCGCGCCCGCCCUACCGCCCUACCAACUCCCCAUGUUCCGACAUGUGAAAGCUCCAAUUGUAGAUAUGGAGCUGUUCAGACCUGCUAUGGGGUUAGGGCCCUUGCCCAGCGCUGUCAAGAGUCUCUUGCUUCCGCCACAGGACAGCUGGCUGGGCUAUCCGACGGCUCCAGUCAGUAACCCCAGUGGAGUCGAAGUAUGGUGCGGGAAUGGUACGAUUUCUGUGCGGGUGAACAGGAGAAUGCUCGGGUUUUGGUGCCGACCAUCAAUGCUGUUCUUGGAAAAUUGUAAGGCCUAUCGUUUCAACAGAGACUACAUUUACUUUCACAAUUUCCUUGACGAAUGUGGAAUUAGGCCAAGGAUUGUGGAUGGUCAGCUGGUGUACACCAGCAUCCUGCGCUACGUCCCUGAAAGACAGGGGGCGGUGAUCAGGGCCGUGCCCCUCUCCCUCUCCAUUCACUGCGUCUACAACAGGUUUCACUAUACCUACAAGGUUGGCUAUGUUCCUCAUCUGAAAAGCUUUGCAUUCACCAAGACUAUUAGCACGGAGCGGUACUUCAGCCUGGUGCCCUGCAAUGAGCACUGGGAGAGACUGGGCUCCACAGAGAGCUACAUGCUUGGAGCACCCAUGAAUUUUGAAGCCUCCACAACCCGACUUUCCAGAAUGGACCGCGUGUCUGUCACCACCUGUCACAUCACCGUGUCCAAGGACCCCUACUCGGUGCCUCGGAUGGAUGUGAUCGAGAACUUCGGGUGCAUGGUGGACAGCCGUAGAUUUGGGAGCCGGUCAAAGUUCCACAGCUACAUGGCUGGUGUCCUGCGGUUCUCCAUCGACGCCUUCGUGUUCCCAGGAAUCUCGUCCCAGUAUCUGUACCUGCACUGUGAGAUGACCGAAGGGGAUUAUUCUGCAACUCCAACCGCCAAGUCCUGCACCUUCAACAGUAAGAUGCAAAGGUGGGAGGAGUUGUUCGGCUCGGUGUCCGUCUGCACCUGCUGUGACUCCCAGUGCGGUCCCAACCGGAUUCAUGCAGGACACUCCUCCUUGUACCCCUCUCCAAGGUCCCUGAUCACCAGCGACCCGUGGAGCGUUGCCAUGACGAAAGGUGCAGGGGGGGCUCAGCAGGUUGACAGGGGGGAGGCAGACGUGGGACAGGAGGCUAAAGGGGCGGGUCCAGUGACAGAGCCAAUAGACUACGGGGAGGAGGAGUCCGAGGCGGGGUCAAGAGAGACCAAGCAGGGGCCCAGGGACCCUGUGCAAGUUCGAGCGUCUUGGGGAAGGGGGCGGGGACAGGGGUCAGAGGGGCGCUCCAAGGUAGGGGCGCAGGAGGAGCUUUUGAGAGCCGAGGGGGAGCCUGCCUUGUGGCGGGAGGACGACCAAGGACCGGACCUGGACCAGGAAGAGGCGGAGGAAGACGGAGGUUUGCAGGAGGAAGUCGGAGCCGAGGACGGGCCCUCCUCCCGCACGGUAGCUGGGAAGGUUUUGGAGUCCCUCGCCAUAUGAAAAGACACUCACUCCAUUGACUUGAAUGGAUCUUGAUUGAUCUCACCACAAUGGGAAAAUAAAUCUCAGCAAAAGGC
Conger conger (European conger) is the source of this 2645-nucleotide messenger RNA. Its product is annotated as zona pellucida sperm-binding protein 3-like. Gene Ontology annotation, cellular component: extracellular matrix. The transcript is spliced from 9 exons. Gene Ontology annotation, biological process: egg coat formation; binding of sperm to zona pellucida; positive regulation of acrosome reaction. Gene Ontology annotation, molecular function: acrosin binding. Lineage: Eukaryota; Metazoa; Chordata; Actinopteri; Anguilliformes; Congridae. The record is from RefSeq and is a predicted model, not a curated record. The coding region runs from base 910 to 2568 and encodes 552 amino acids.